This is a messenger RNA of Schistosoma curassoni, 1016 nucleotides long. The record is from the annotation of a GenBank genome assembly. Lineage: Eukaryota; Metazoa; Platyhelminthes; Trematoda; Strigeidida; Schistosomatidae.
GAAUACGUCCUCCAUGUGAGUCGACUAUUGAAUGGAUGAACUUACAGAUGCAGAACAUUUACGAAUUGAACAAAACCGAAAACGUGCCUUAGAACUUAGACUUUCACAAGUUGUGGCAAAUGAUCGUCAUGAUGUUUAUGCAUCAGUCCCACAAUCAAAACUGAAUACAAAAUACUUAAGUGAUGGAGGUUUUAUUUUUGAAGAGGAAACUUCUAAUCAUAAUUAUCCUUAUACAGAAAAAGAUGAAGAAUUUUCAGAUCCAGAAUUAAAUGCAACUGUUAAACCUAAAAAACGCAAACAAAAGUGUAUAAAACAAUCAAACGCUGAGUCGAAUCUCCUCAUAGCUGAAUCCAAUGUACCUAUUCCCCCUGAUCAAGAAAAACCAACUUGUGAUUUAUGCCAUAAACUGUUUGAAGAAUCAUUUUUACGCAAAACAUUUGAAGUAGAUGUUUGUGAUAAAUGUCGAGAUCCUAAAAAUAUUCAUGCUUUAAUUACUAAAAGUUCAGCAAAAGAACGUUAUUUACUAAAUGAUGUUGAUUUAGACAUACGUGAACCGAAAUUGAACUAUUUGUUGAAACGUAAUCCACACAAUUCAAGUUGGGGUGAUAUGAGGCUGUAUUUGGAAGCACAAAUUGCUGAACGUGCUCUAGAAAUCUGGGGUAGUGAAGAUGCAUUAGAAAAAGAACGUGAAAAGCGCCUUAAGCGCAAUGAAGAAUCGAAACUUAAAAGUUAUAGUAAAAAGGUUAAAGAACUGAAGCUUCAGACACGCAGUAGCUUAUAUACGAGAGUGCAUAAAUCUCAUGAACAUGUGUUCGGACCGGAGAAAUAUGAUUCUAAGUCAGAUAUUUACUAUAAAUGCUGUAUUGAAUGUGAUUACAAAUCAACUUAUGAAAAAUUGUAAUUAUUGCACUGUUACUAACCCAUCGCAUUUAUUUUAUAAAAGGUGUCAAAACAAUAAGUAUCUUUUUUGAAAUGCUUUAAUUAAUGUUGAUGUGAAUAAAAUAAUAAUACUUAAA